Messenger RNA from Penicillium soppii, 1023 nucleotides. RefSeq names its product glutathione S-transferase family protein. NCBI's taxonomy places the organism in Eukaryota, Fungi, Ascomycota, Eurotiomycetes, Eurotiales, Aspergillaceae. The record is from RefSeq and is a predicted model, not a curated record. The transcript is spliced from 5 exons. Gene Ontology annotation, molecular function: glutathione transferase activity. Bases 1 to 1023 code for a protein of 340 amino acids. Gene Ontology annotation, cellular component: cytoplasm.
AUGGCUACCGGAAAUUCCGCCAAAAUCACCGACUGGGUGAACCCCGCCGACAAGUCAGGCGAGUUCAAACGUCAGCAAUCCGUAUUCCGUAACUGGAUCUCGAGAGAGGCUGGCGCCCAAUUCCCUCCCGAGAAGGGCCGGUACCAUCUCUAUGUCUCAUAUGCCUGUCCGUGGGCUCACCGGACUUUGAUUACUCGAAAGCUCAAGGGCCUUGAGGACUUUAUUUCUUUCUCAUCGGUGCACUGGCAUUUGGGAGAACAUGGCUGGCGAUUCCCUACUGCUGAUGAGAAGCUGCCGGGCGAGAACGCCAUCCCUGAUCCUCUGCACGCGGAGUUCACCCACAUCCGCCAGGUCUACUUCUCCAAUGACCCGGACUACACAGGCCGAUUUACCGUCCCAGUCCUCUUUGACAAGAAGACAAAGCUGAUCGUCAGCAACGAGAGUGCCGAGAUUAUCCGCAUGCUCUACCACGAAUUUGAUGAUCUGCUCCCAGAAUCAUUCAAGAAAGUGGAGCUCUUCCCCAAGGCGCUGCAAGCUGACAUCGACGCAUCCAACGAAUGGAUCUACAAUGACGUCAAUAACGGCGUGUACAAGUCCGGCUUUGCAACCACGCAAGAAGCCUAUGAAAAGGCCGUGACAACGCUUUUCGGCUCGCUCGACAAGAUCGAAGCUCAUCUUGUCAAGCAGCAGGCUGCCUCGAAGCCCUAUUUCUUUGGCGACGAGAUCACCGAGGCUGAUAUCAGACUCUUCACUACUAUCAUCCGUUUUGAUCCCGUCUAUGUGCAGCAUUUCAAGUGCAAUCUUCGCGAUAUCCGUUCGGGAUACCCGGCUAUCCACCGCUGGGUUCGCACGCUCUACUGGGAUGUUCCCGCUUUCCGGGAUACCACUGAGUUUGAGCAUAUCAAGUUCCAUUACACUAAGAGUCACAAGCAAAUUAAUCAGUUUGCUAUUACUCCCCUUGGACCUGUUCCUGAUAUUCUUCCUAAGGAUGAAGAGGUCAAGGCUGUGCGGGCAGCUAACUAA